GUGUGUGGUGAGGAAUUAUUCUUUGUCAGCGUUCUUUAAGUUAUAUACUAUUCUUUAUUAUAGAUUUUAAUUUACUAAUAAAUUAAAUGAAGAUGUUGUUUCUUUCAUAAUUGAGUUUCAUCUGAUUACUUUCUUAGGUCAAUUGGCAUGAUUUUGCUUUUUUUGACCCUGUAAUGUAUGAGAGUUUGCGGCAACUAAUCCUCGCUUCUCAGAGUUCAGAUGCUGAUGCUGUUUUCUCAGCAAUGGAUUUGGCAUUCGCAAUUGACCUGUGUAAAGAAGAGGGUGGAGGACAGGUUGAACUCAUUCCUAAUGGUGUAAAUAUACCAGUCACUCCCCAGAAUGUGUAUGAGUAUGUGCGGAAAUACGCAGAGCACAGAAUGUUGGUAGUUGCAGAACAGCCAUUACACGCAAUGAGGAAAGGUCUACUAGAUGUGCUUCCAAAAAAUUCAUUAGAAGAUUUAACAGCAGAAGAUUUUAGGCUUUUGGUAAAUGGCUGUGGUGAAGUUAAUGUGCAAAUGCUGAUCAGUUUUACCUCUUUCAAUGAUGAAUCAGGAGAAAAUGCUGAGAAGCUCUUGCAGUUCAAGCGUUGGUUCUGGUCAAUAGUAGAGAAGAUGAGCAUGGCAGAACGACAAGACCUUGUUUACUUUUGGACAUCAAGCCCAUCAUUACCAGCCAGUGAAGAAGGAUUUCAGCCUAUGCCCUCAAUCACAAUAAGACCGCCAGAUGACCAACAUCUUCCUACUGCAAAUACUUGCAUUUCUCGACUUUAUGUCCCACUCUAUUCCUCUAAACAGAUUCUCAAACAGAAAUUGCUACUCGCCAUUAAGACCAAGAAUUUUGGUUUUGUGUAGCGUAUGAAAUGUGUGUAUUGCUGUGUAAUAUUACUAGCUAAUUUUGUAGAUUUUUUCCAUUUGUCUAUAAAAGUUUAUGGAAGUUAAUGCUGUCAUACCCCUCUAGUGGUACCUUAAAGAGACUGAAUGCAAACAUUCCUUGCUGAGUUUGUAGAUCAAAGACCAGAGGAGCACUAGCAACAUUUGGCUGUUUGCUAGUCAACAACUUCUGGGUCUAACCCCAGCCAAAGAUGACAGCAGAACAACAUAAUUUACACUGUGAUUUAUCUUUUUGCUGAGGGGGAAAAAUGUAAAAUGUUCUGAAAAUUCACUGCUGCCUUUGUGGAAAGUGUUUCAGCAAAGGUUCUUGUAUAGAGGGAAUAGGGAAUUUCAAAAUAAAAAAUUAAGUAUGUUCUGUGUUUUCACUUUAACUUUUUUUAUGGUGUUUAAUUUGUGGUUGGCUGCAAUUGUGUAUCAUGUAUAUGGAACUUGUAAAAAGUUCUUGACAUUCAGAUCUUAAAGAUGAAAUCCCUUUUACCUAUAAAAACCACUUUUAUUAUGGUUUAUUUUGGCAGCAUUGAGCUCUAGGAUAUUAAAUGAUAUCACUAAUAUUUUGCAUGUAAUUUGUUCAUUUGAGUGAGGGCACUUUUUUUUGUACAUAUGAUGGGGCCAAUGCACAAUACUUUAUCACAAUCAACUUUUUUUCUUUGUAUCCCUAUUUCAAUGAGCAGUCAGUCAGGAGGUUACUGCAUUUCAGUUCUAACUAGACAUUUGUACUAAAGUUUUUCAGUUAUGUAAAGUCAGCCUGGGCACUUUCUGAUAACUGUAAAAUGUUUUAUAAGAUCAUAAUUAUUGAAGAUACAUUUUGGAAAAUUUUAAAUGUUCGUGAGCAGCUUAACUACUUUUGUAUCUAGCCUUUUUUAAGUAUCUUGUUACAUUUACUUUUUUAAAUAAAUUACAGAAGACAUGUCAAGUAA
Messenger RNA from Galeopterus variegatus (Sunda flying lemur), 1807 nucleotides. RefSeq names its product E3 ubiquitin-protein ligase UBR5-like. The record is from RefSeq and is a predicted model, not a curated record. NCBI's taxonomy places the organism in Eukaryota, Metazoa, Chordata, Mammalia, Dermoptera, Cynocephalidae. The transcript has 5 exons. Gene Ontology annotation, cellular component: nucleus. Bases 174 to 851 code for a protein of 225 amino acids. Gene Ontology annotation, molecular function: ubiquitin-protein transferase activity. Gene Ontology annotation, biological process: DNA damage response; regulation of double-strand break repair; protein polyubiquitination.